Messenger RNA from Oryza brachyantha (malo sina), 1584 nucleotides. RefSeq names its product myb family transcription factor PHL7-like. The transcript has 9 exons. Bases 405 to 1331 code for a protein of 308 amino acids. Gene Ontology annotation, molecular function: DNA-binding transcription factor activity; DNA binding. NCBI's taxonomy places the organism in Eukaryota, Viridiplantae, Streptophyta, Magnoliopsida, Poales, Poaceae. The record is from RefSeq and is a predicted model, not a curated record.
ACUCGGAGUACUCGAGAACUAAAAAGAAAAAAAACAAAAAAAAAAGAGCAAAAACCGCAAGGAGAGAGAGAGAGAAGCACGAGGAGGAGCAACGAGCGAUUGCUUCCGCCCCCCUCCCGCCGGCGUCGAUCUUCGCCGAGCAGCGGCGCCGCCCGUCGUCCUGCUGUCCUCCGCUGCAUCCUCUCUCACCGCCACCAUCCGACCAGCCACGCUCUCCUCGAAGAUCUGGAGGCUUCGCUCUUGGUUUUCCUUGACGUUGGCACUAAUCACGCUCCGAUUGAGAUAUUAAUUCAGCCAGACAUCACCCUACAUCGUUGCUUGUUACUCAUGUAGCACUUCUGAUUGAAAGUCCGGAGCCAUUACUACUGCUUCCUAAUCCAGAGCAAGGGUGAUGAGAAAGUGCAAUGUAUCAGCCAAAUCCUAUUUCUAGCAGUGGUCACACUCAUGGCAAUCCUUCCACUCAUGAGCAAAUGGAGUUAGGGGGCAACGCUAUGGUCCCUAGUAACGGAGGGAACAACAACGCUAACAUGGCGGCAAGACAACGGUUACGUUGGACAAAUGAGUUGCACGAUCGUUUUGUGGAGGCUGUUACUCAGCUUGGUGGGCCUGAUAGAGCUACUCCUAAGGGUGUUCUUAGAAUUAUGGGUGUGCCUGGACUGACAAUAUACCAUGUGAAAAGCCACCUACAGAAAUACAGGCUUGCAAAGUACAUUCCAGACCCUUCAGCUGAUGACAACAAAGCUGAAGAUAAAGAUUCAGGGAAUCUGCUUGCUGCACUUGAAGGUUCAUCCGGAAUGCAGAUUUCUGAAGCCCUGAAGUUGCAGAUGGAGGUCCAGAAGCGGCUACAUGAACAAUUAGAGGUGCAAAGGCAGCUACAGCUGCGAAUUGAGGCACAGGGCAAGUAUCUCCAAAAGAUCAUUGAAGAGCAGCAGCGAGUCAUUGGCGCAGGAUCUCCCAGAGACACGUCAAGCGAACAAUUGCCUGAAUCCGAGAGAACUAACCCACCAACUCCAGUACCAACUUCCGAAUCUCCUGUCCAGGGCGCGCCCCGUAAAAAACUGAAUGGGAGCCAAGUUGAGCCGACGAAGAGCCCUUCGCAUGAUGAUCCUCCCCCUCAUGGUGAACCUCUAACACCUGACUCCAGCUGCCGGCCUGGUUCUCCCACCCUCAGUCCAAAGCAUGAGCGUGCAUCCAAGCGGCAAAGGGGCAGCGACGACGCAGGCGAUGGCAGCGCGUUUGCAGAUGGAGAAUUUGUGCUCCCACACAGCAUCUUUGAGUCGAGCACGGGAUCAGAGUUCCAACAAUGUUCGAUGCCUUAUUCAGGCCAGUAGCCUCUGGUGCUCGGAGCCAUCAAUCAGUCCAUCACCUUGACAAAGCUUAUAUGGUGCAUAAAACAUGGUAAGAUUUCGUCUGUAGCCGUCGGUAGAUUUUGGCCUUGUCAACAGAAAUACCUUUAGACAGAGUCUAGGUUUCAUAAGGACAUUGGGCGCAUGACGUGCUGUGUAGCUGUAACUCUUGCAAUGUCGUUAGAUGUUAAUGGGGACUAAUGUGACUGAUAUUUAAUUAAAAGUUAUUAUUUUCAAA